This is a messenger RNA of Emericellopsis cladophorae, 3093 nucleotides long. RefSeq lists its product as uncharacterized. Gene Ontology annotation, biological process: positive regulation of transcription elongation by RNA polymerase II; transcription elongation by RNA polymerase II. Gene Ontology annotation, molecular function: nucleosome binding. The coding region runs from base 1 to 3093 and encodes 1030 amino acids. Gene Ontology annotation, cellular component: FACT complex. NCBI's taxonomy places the organism in Eukaryota, Fungi, Ascomycota, Sordariomycetes, Hypocreales, Bionectriaceae. The record is from RefSeq and is a predicted model, not a curated record. The transcript has 4 exons.
AUGGCCGACAUCACCCUCGACAGCAAGCUCUUCCAGGAGCGCAUCUCCCACUUCACAACCGCCUGGAAGAAUGACUUGCGCUCCAAGGACGGAGUCUUUGGUGGUGCGCAGUCCAUCGUCGUGAUGAUGGGCAGAGUCGAGGAGGUGCAGAGCCUCAACAAGAACAACGCUGUUCACUUCUGGCUUCUGGGUUACGAAUUCCCGACGACAAUGCUUCUGCUCACGCUCGACACGCUCUACGUCAUCACCAAAGCAGGGAAGGCGAAACAUCUUGAGCAGAUUCAGGGUGGACGAUUUCCAGUAGAGGUCCUUGUGCGAGGCAAGGAUCCUGAGGAAAACUUAAAGCUGUUUGGCCAGCUCGCGGACAAGAUCAAGGAAGCAGGAAGCAAGGUCGGCAUCAUCGGACGCGAUAACUCAAAAGGCCCCUUUGUCGAAGAGUGGAAAAAAGUCAUGGAGGACAAGUGCAAGGAUGUGGAGCAGGUCGAUGUAUCCCCUGCUCUGUCCACGCACGCCUUCUCGAUCAAGGAUGAGAACGAACUCCGCGCCAUGCGUGCCUCAUCCAAGGCCUGCGUCGCCUUGAUGACUCCUUACUUCCUCGACGAAAUGUCCGACAUCCUCGACGCCGAAAAGAAAGUGAAGCAUUCCAAGCUUGCUGAUCAGAUCGACAAGAAGCUCGACGAUAACAAGUUCUGGAAGUCUGUAGAGCUACCGGGCAAGGGCAAGCUGCCAAGCGAUUUUGACCCUGCCAAUCUCGACUUUGUUCUGGGACCUUGCAUCCAGAGUGGUGGCAAAUACGACCUCAAGUUCGCGACCGAGGCCAAUGGCGACAAUCUCCACGCUGGCAUCAUCAUCGCCGCCCUCGGCCUGCGAUACAAGUCCUACUGCUCGUCCAUCGCGCGAACCUACUUGGUCGAUCCGAAUAAGUCUCAGGAGAGCAACUACAAACUGUUGUGCAUGGUUCACAACUCCAUCAUUCGGGACAUCCGCGAUGGCAUGGCCGCCAAGGAUGUCUAUAUUAAGGCCCUGGGCAUCGUCAAGGCCAAAAAGCCCGAGAUGGAGAAGCACUUUUUGAAAAACGUUGGCUGGGGCAUCGGUCUCGAAAGCAAGGACCCCACGCUUCUGCUGAACGCGAAGAACCAGCGAACGCUCAAGGACGGCAUGACUCUGAUCAUCCAGACGGGCUUCCAAGACAUUGAGAACCCACAGCCACAGGACAAGAGCAGCAAGGUCUACUCCAUGAUCCUCACCGACACUAUCCGUGUUACGUCAUCUGAGCCUGUCGUGUUCACUGCCGAGGCUCCGACCAGCGCCGACGCUAACUCUUUCUUCUUCAAGGACGAGGAGGAAGCGUUGCCUACGCCCAAGAAGGAGAAGAAGGACUCAAAGGUCGGUGCUGUUGCCACAAAGAACAUUACGAACACACGCCUUCGCUCGGAGCGCACCACUCAGGUCAACGAAGAGAAUGACAGUCGGCGACGCCAGCAUCAAAAGGAGCUUGCAGCAAAGAAGCAGAAAGAAGGUCUUGCUCGUUUCUCCGAAUCGACUGCCAACCAGAACGGCGGUGAGGUUAAGAAAUUCAAGCGGUUCGAGUCGUACAAGAGGGACAACCAGUUCCCUUUGAAGAUCAAGAACCUCGAGAUUGUGGUCGAUUCCAAGAAUGCCACUGUCAUCCUACCCAUUCUCGGUCGUCCAGUACCGUUCCACAUCAACACCAUCAAGAAUGCCAGCAAGAGCGACGAGGGCGAGUUCACGUUUCUCCGUAUCAACUUCCUCUCGCCGGGCCAGGGUGUCGGCCGCAAGGAUGACCAGCCCUUUGAGGAUGCCUCGGCGCAUUUCGUCCGCAGCUUGACGUUUCGAUCCACCGACAACGAGAGAUACACCGAGAUAGCGACUCAGAUCUCGAAUAUGAAGCGUGACUCGGUCAAAAAGGAGCAGGAGAAGAAGGACAUGGAGGACGUUGUCGAGCAGGACAAGCUUGCUGAGAUUAGGAAUCGUCGCCCUGCCGUCUUGGAUAAUGUUUUUAUUCGACCGGCGCACGAAGGAAAACGCGUUGCAGGCAAGGUCGAGAUCCACCAGAAUGGUAUCCGAUACCAGUCGCCUCUCAACAUUCAGCACCGCGUGGAUAUUUUGUUCUCCAACAUCAAGCACCUUUUCUUCCAGCCUUGUGCGCAUGAGCUGAUUGUCAUCAUCCACAUCCACCUCAAAGACCCCAUCAUUGUGGGCAACAAGAAGAAGACCAAGGACGUACAGUUCUAUCGCGAGGCUACCGACAUCCAGUUUGAUGAGACUGGAAACCGCAAACGCAAGUACAAGUACGGCGACGAGGACGAGUUUGAGGCCGAGCAGGAAGAGCGCCGCAGAAGGCAAGAGCUUGAUCGUCUUUUCCAGGGAUUCGCCCAGAAGAUUGCCGAUGCUGGUCGCAACGACAAUGUUGAGGUUGACAUGCCCAUUCGCGAGCUCGGUUUCCACGGUGUACCGUUCCGCAGUAACGUUUUCAUCCAGCCCACAACUGAGUGUCUCAUUCAAGUGGUUGAACCGCCGUUCAUGGUCAUCACCAUCGAGGACAUUGAGGUUGCUCACCUGGAACGUGUCCAGUUUGGUCUCAAGAACUUCGACAUGGUCUUCAUCUUCAAGGACUUUACUCGUCCACCGUACCACGUCAACACCAUCCCCGUUGAGCAUCUCGAUCAGGUCAAGGAUUUCCUCGACUCUUCUGACAUUGCCUUCACCGAGGGUCCGCUCAACCUCAACUGGCCUACCAUUAUGAAGACAGUGACAGCCGACACGCACCAGUUCUUUGUUGACGGUGGUUGGUCUUUCCUGGCCGCUGAAUCCGACGAUGACGGCUCCGGUGAGGAGGAGGAGUCGGCCUUUGAGAUGUCAGAGGACGACCUUGACGAUGCGUCCGAAAGCGAGGAGGAGUCCGACUUUGACGGUAGCAACGCCAGUGACGAUGACGACGGCGAUGCAGACCUGGACAGUGACGACGAGGGAGAGGACUGGGAUGAGCUGGAGAAGAAGGCGAAGCGUCGCGAUCGCGAGGACGCAGCCCAGAUGCGGGAAGACGAUGGGGGCAAGAAGCGCAAGCGCUAA